Molecule: messenger RNA, 2136 nt
Organism: Erpetoichthys calabaricus (reedfish)
Lineage: Eukaryota; Metazoa; Chordata; Cladistia; Polypteriformes; Polypteridae
Gene: aldh7a1
Product: aldehyde dehydrogenase 7 family, member A1
Exons: 18
Coding region: 68-1690 (540 amino acids)
Molecular function (GO): aldehyde dehydrogenase (NAD+) activity
Source: RefSeq, a predicted model, not a curated record
UCUCUUGGGGGAGGGUUGUACGCGUGGUCAAACACACAGUCGAGAUUGACAGCUGCUGAGCUCCACAAUGUAUUGUGCACUUUUCUUAAACUCGUUUCGGCACUUUGUCCUGAAGAAAAAAGUAUUUGCUUACAGUUUUAAACAUAGUACUGCCAUGUCCACUUUGCUGAUUAACCAGCCAAAGUAUUCCUGGCUAAAAGAACUCGGCCUAAAGGAAGAAAACGACGGCGUGUACAACGGCACCUGGUCUGGACGAGGCGAGGUCAUUACUACUUACUGUCCUGCAAACAAUGAGCCUAUCGCCAGAGUGCGCCAAGGAAGUUUGCAAGACUAUGAAGAAACUGUGCAAAAAGCGAAGGAAGCAUGGAAGAUCUGGGCAGAUAUUCCAGCACCAAAACGAGGAGAAAUUGUAAGACAAAUUGGUGAUGCCCUAAGAAAGAAAUUAAAAGUCCUUGGGAGCCUGGUUUCUCUUGAAAUGGGCAAGAUUUUUGUAGAAGGUGUUGGUGAAGUUCAAGAAUAUAUAGACAUAUGUGAUUAUGCAGUUGGCCUUUCUCGAAUGAUUGGUGGGCCAGUACUACCUUCAGAACGACCAGGUCAUGCUUUGAUUGAACAGUGGAACCCAGUUGGUCUGGUUGGCAUCAUUACUGCCUUUAACUUUCCAGUAGCUGUUUAUGGUUGGAACAAUGCAAUUGCACUUAUUUGUGGAAAUGUUUGUCUCUGGAAAGGUGCCCCCACGACUCCUUUAACCAGUAUUGCUGUUACAAAAAUAGUUGCAGAUGUUUUGGAAGAAAACAAACUUCCAGGUGCUAUUUGUUCGAUGACUUGUGGAGGCGCUGACAUUGGCACUGCUCUUGCAAAGGAUGAGCGAGUGGAUCUAGUUUCCUUCACUGGCAGUACUAGUGUAGGCAAACAGGUGGCCUUAAUGGUACAAGAAAGGUUUGGAAGACAGUUGCUUGAACUUGGAGGAAAUAAUGCUAUAAUAGUUUUUGAAGAUGCUGAUUUGAGUUUAGUAAUCCCUUCUGCACUUUUUGCUGCUGUUGGAACUGCUGGGCAGCGGUGCACUACAACCAGAAGACUGAUUCUUCAUGAAAGCAUUCAUGAUGAGGUGGUAGAAAAGUUAGCAAAGGCCUAUAAGCAAGUGAGAAUUGGUGAUCCCUGGGACCCCAACACAUUAUAUGGUCCCCUUCACACCAAGCAGGCAGUAGAGAUGUACAAGGCUGCAGUUAACCAAGCUAAACAACAAGGUGGCACAGUUGUUUGUGGAGGAAAAGUGAUGGAUCGCCCUGGUAAUUAUGUGGAGCCUACGAUUAUCACUGGUCUGUCUCACAAUGCACCGAUUGUUCAUACAGAAACAUUUGCCCCUAUACUGUAUGUUCUCAAAUUUAAGUCUGAGUGUGAAGCAUUUGCUUGGAACAAUGAGGUCAAGCAAGGAUUGUCCAGUAGCAUAUUUACUAAGGAUAUGGGAAGAGUGUUCCGCUGGCUUGGACCAAAAGGAUCAGAUUGUGGUAUUGUCAAUGUCAACAUUCCAACAAGUGGCGCUGAAAUAGGUGGAGCAUUUGGGGGAGAAAAGCACACUGGUGGAGGCAGAGAAUCAGGCAGCGAUUCCUGGAAACUUUAUAUGAGAAGAUCUACUUGCACUAUCAACUACAGCAAGGAUCUGCCUUUAGCCCAAGGAAUUAAAUUUGAAUGAAAAAAUCAAGAAGAAUUUCCCAGCAGAUUUAGCACUUUCUAAUGUAUUUUUGCAAAAAAAAGCUGAUGAAUUUUUCAGAAUCAAAAUACUGUCCCCAUAUGUUACAUAAUGCAUAAAUACUUUAAAUCAAAAAACUAACAUUUCAGAAUGCCGUCCAACUACCACAUUUCCAUGUGAAAUUUCCAUUUCUUAUGUGAGCAUACAGUAGCUUGUACAAGUUAUAGAUUUCAUUUGACAUUUUCUGAAGCACUAUAAAAUGGUUGCCUGUGUCCAGAAAAUCAAUGUGACGUUUCAAUAUAACAGUAUUCAUAUAAAAUAUGCAGAAUUUUUUCCCCUUUGUUUUGUUCAAUUUAUAAACUAUCAUGAUGCUUUCUUUAAAAUCUUCUUUUUAUAUGUACAACGUACAUAUUUGUGGUAGUUGCAUUAAAUAUAAAUUUAUACCAGUA